Scutellospora calospora is the source of this 1407-nucleotide messenger RNA. The record is from the annotation of a GenBank genome assembly. NCBI's taxonomy places the organism in Eukaryota, Fungi, Glomeromycota, Glomeromycetes, Diversisporales, Gigasporaceae.
AUGAAUACCAAGUUUCUUAUUGACAUGGCUGAUGAUUAUAAGCAACUUUACGAAACUAAAGAAGAUUAUGAUGUGAUUAUUUAUGCCGGCGAAGAGUCUAAUGCCAAAGAAAUUCACGCUCAUUCCGUAGUUCUUCGUACCAGAUCUGCCUAUUUUCGUGGAGCUCUUGCUUCUAAUUGGGCAAUAAAAAAUGAAGAUAACGGUUGCUUUAUAUUUAAGAAGCCUAACAUUUCUCCAUCAAUUUUUGAACUUAUUCUUAAGUUUUUAUAUUUUGGCGAUGUAGACAUUAAAGAUCUAGAAGGAGAAACGAUCUUAGAUCUUUUAGUCGCCUCUGAUGAAUUUGGUCUUACGACACUUAUUGACCAUGUUCAGCAAUAUUUUAUCGAAAACCAGAAAAACUUUUUACAACAAAAUCCUGUAGGCAUGCUUCAUAUCGCUGCUCGUCAUGAAGCUUUUAAUAAGAUCGAAGAGUUUUCUUUAGAAACUAUUUGUGAAAAUCCUGAGAUUCUAUUUGAUUCAAAUAACAAAUACCUUUCAUUAGAAGAAGAUUUGUUAAUACUGAUUCUUAAGCAUGAUGGACUUAACAUGGAUGAAAGUGAAAUCUGGGAACGAGUAGUCAAAUGGGGAAUUGCUCAAAAUACGGAACUUAAUGAUGAUGUUACAAAAUUUAACUAUGAUGAUUUUGAAUUAUUGAAAAAAACAUUGCAAAGAUGUACACAAUAUAUUAGAUUUCAUGAUAUAAGUAUGCCCGAUUUUUAUCAUAAAAUAUUGCCAUGCAUGUCUAUCCUUCCAAAAAACCUAUUCGAUGACAUUUUACGCUGUUAUAUGGUUCCGGACGCAGUACCUCUUUAUAAUGCAUUUCCUUCUAGGCGUAAUAUUAACUCAAUUCUGAUUGAAAAAACCCAUUCACUGUUAUUUGCAAGUUGGAUUGAUAAAAAGAAUGAAAUUUAUAAAAAUACAUCACCUUACAAAUUUGUUCUUUUAUUCCGUGGUAGUAGAGAUGGUCUUCAAAAUAAUAUAUUUCAUCAAAAAUGUGACAACAAAGGUGCAACAAUUGUCGUGGCAAAAGUUUUAAAUUCAAAUCAACUUGUUGGUGGUUACGCUCCAAUUAAUUGGGAUAUGAGUAACCAAUGCAAGAGUUCGUCUGAUAGUUAUAUAUUUUCAUUUAGUGAUUCUAAUAAUGUGUCAAGUGCCGAAUUAGGACGCGUUUCUUCACCUUCUUAUGCAAUUUAUUGUAAUAGUAGUCAUGGACCAAAUUUUGGUGAUAGUCAAUUAAUUAUUAGCGGUAAUUAUAUUAAUUACAGAUAUAAUAAUGGUUUCAACAGUAAUAAUCAUUAUCAGAAUAUUGGUAUUUCAAAUGGUUUGCAAAUUGAAGAUUAUGAAGUAUUUCAAGUUAUUAAAAAAUGA